AUGCCUCACCAAACUCUUAGGUAUGCCAUGAUCGGCGGUGGCCAGGGCUCCUGGAUCGGUGAGGCACACCGCAAGGCGUUGGCUCUGGACAAUACUGCGAGGCUCGUGGCUGGCUGCUUCUCCUCCAACCAUGACCGGUCGCAAGCUUUUGGCCAAGAGUUGGGAUUGCCAGAUCUGCGGGUCUAUGGCUCGGCCAUGGAGCUUGCGGAAGCCGAGGCGGCCCUUGAAGACAAACCGCAUUUCGUGGUCAUCUGCACGCCGAACCGGCACCACUUGGAGCAGAUCAAAAUGCUGGCCGCCAAAGGUUUCCCGAUCGUUUGCGACAAGCCACUAUGCGACACCCUCGCUGAGGGGAAGGAGGCUUUAAAGGCUUUAGCGUCCCCAGGUAGUGGCUUGCUCGCGUUAACACACUGCUACGCGGGAUAUGCUAUGAUCAAGGAGGCCCGAUCCUUGAUCAGGAAAGGCCGUUUGGGUACGCUUCGCAAGGUGGUGGUGGAGUAUCCGCAGGGAUGGUUGAUGCCUGAGGAUGCCGAAGAAGGCAAGCCGGCAAUGAGUGCCUCCACAGGUGUCUCUAGCAUGGUCGAUGUCGGUACGCACGCGGAGCACCUAGCCAGGUAUGUCACUGGCCUGCAGACGAAGGAGGUCUUUGCUGACGUUUCUAGUUUUGUGCCCGGUGGUGCUCGCACUCCGGACGACUUCAAUGUGCUAGUACGCUACGAAGGUGGCCAACGCGGCGUGCUGAUAGCUUCGCAAUCCUCAUCCGGGGAGCAGAACUGCUUGCGGCUGCGGGUCUACGGCUCGGAGGGAUCCCUCGACUGGAUGCAAGAGGAUCCCAACCUACUCAUAUUGCGCCUCCGUGAUCAGCCAGUGCAGACUCUGCAUCGGGGGCAGCCAUACCUCAGCGCAGAGGCUCAAUCCUGCUCUCGUCUCCCACCGGGACACCCGGAAGGCUACCUCGAAGCCUUUGCCAACAUCUAUCGCAGCUUCGCUGAAGCUGUGCAGGCGUACAACCGUGGUGAGGUUGCAAAUGUGGAUUUUCCCAACGCAGCUGAUGGAAUUGCCAGUUUAGCCUUUGUAGAAGCAGUCUCCAAAAGUUCUGAGACGGGUACCUGGGUUUCUGCACAGCCAUAG
Symbiodinium natans is the source of this 1131-nucleotide messenger RNA. The record is from the annotation of a GenBank genome assembly. NCBI's taxonomy places the organism in Eukaryota, Dinophyceae, Suessiales, Symbiodiniaceae.